This is a messenger RNA of Seminavis robusta, 561 nucleotides long. Lineage: Eukaryota; Bacillariophyta; Bacillariophyceae; Naviculales; Naviculaceae. The record is from the annotation of a GenBank genome assembly.
AUGUACCACGAACGUCAACGAUGGGCCUUUUGUGGCGUCCACGCCGUCAACAAUCUACUCCAAAAACAGGCGUAUGACAAGGACACGUUCGAUGCGGUGUGUGACGACUUGGCACCUUCCUCCAUAAUGAAUCCUCAUCGAUCCAUGUGGGGCAUUGGGAACUACGAUGCCAACGUGCUCAUGGUAAUUCUCGAACAAAAACAGGGACUUGACGUACAAUGGCACGAUGCGCGACAGGAAAUGACACUGGCUGUAUUGCAAGAGUAUUUUAGUAGCAAUACUACCACUACAACUACUAGUGAGCCUUCAGCAGUGGCUGGAAUUGUGGUCAAUCUACCAUCGACCAGUCUUUGGGCGCGAUACGUGACCAAAGGACGACACUGGUUCACGUUGCUGUGGCAACCACAACAGGCGCAAUGGAUCAAUUUGGAUUCCAAUCUCAAGGAACCAAAGGUGAUUGGGGAUAUGCAAGCAUGUGUUGACUUGUUGCAAGAGUGGAGGCAACAGUCUUGUCAUAUAUUGCUCGUCAAAACAAAUAAUAUUCCAAAUGAAACACGAUAA